Molecule: messenger RNA, 2932 nt
Organism: Zea mays
Lineage: Eukaryota; Viridiplantae; Streptophyta; Magnoliopsida; Poales; Poaceae
Product: twinkle homolog protein, chloroplastic/mitochondrial
Exons: 21
Coding region: 93-2477 (794 amino acids)
Biological process (GO): DNA replication
Molecular function (GO): single-stranded DNA binding; 5'-3' DNA helicase activity; ATP binding
Source: RefSeq, a predicted model, not a curated record
GUCGCUGAACAGCGGGACCCGACCCUAAAGACACGGCGCAGAAACCCCGGAACGCCGCACGCGCGGCGGACGACGACGACGUUGAAGGCGAAAUGAACAAAACCCUAAACCCCCCUUCCUACCCAAUCUAUCUUCCCCCGCCCCGCCUCUCCCUUUCUUCUUUACCAAGCCCCCCACACCCAAACCCCUCCUCCCCUGCUCUGCCUGCCCCAUGUCCCCGCGCCUCUGACCAACCAGGCUGCCGGAACCCUACCCGGUGCCCCGUGAUGCCCCCGCGGCCGUCGCUCCACUCUCUGCUCCUCAUGGCCGCCUCCGCCGCCGCGGCCAGCGGGGACUCGGGCCCGCUCCUCGCUGCGCGCCGCCGUCUAGCUGCGACGGCCGCCGCAGGGGGGCACCGCAUCCGGCUGCUCCACUCCUUCUCGCCGGGACGCGUCCCCAGGCGGCCUGAGGUGGUCUGCUGCGUGCGCAGCGCCCCCGACUCGCGGCGGUCGGCCCCCGCCCCCCCGUGCUCCAGGAACGUUCUUUCGGCAAAAAACUACUCAACUGCUUCUGAGGAGAGGCUUGGGAAGAUCAUUCAGAAGUUGAAAAACGAAGGUAUUAAUCCCAAGCAGUGGAGACUUGGAAAUUUUCAGCGCAUGUUGUGUCCACAGUGCAAUGGUGGAUCUAGUGAGGAAUUGAGUCUCAGUGUCUACAUCCGAAAGGAUGGCAUAAAUGCAACAUGGAACUGUUUUAGGUCUAAGUGUGGCUGGAGAGGUUUUGUCCAGGCUGAUGGAGUUACCAACAUAUCCCAAGGAAAGAGUGGCAUAGAAAGUGAAACUGACCAAGAGGUUGAAGCUAAGAAGGCAGCAAAUAAGGUUUAUAGAAAAAUCAGUGACGAGGACCUCAAUCUUGAGCCACUCUGUGAUGAGCUUGUAGAGUACUUUGCUACGAGAAUGAUUUCGGCGGAAACACUUCGGAGGAAUAAAGUCAUGCAACGUAACUGGAAUAAUAAGAUAUCCAUUGCUUUUACCUAUAGACGUGAUGGAGCUCUUGUUGGCUGCAAAUACAGGGCAGUCGAUAAGACAUUUUCACAGGAGGCAAACACGGAGAAAAUUUUUUAUGGUCUGGACGAUAUAAAGCGUGCACAUGAUGUUAUCAUUGUGGAGGGUGAAAUUGAUAAGCUGUCCAUGGAUGAAGCUGGUUAUCGUAAUUGUGUCAGUGUGCCAGAUGGUGCACCACCCAAAGUGUCCAGUAAGAUUCCAGACCAAGAACAGGAUAAGAAGUAUAGCUAUCUUUGGAACUGCAAAGACUAUCUUGACUCGGCAUCUAGGAUAAUAUUAGCAACCGAUAAUGAUCGUCCAGGUCAGGCUCUGGCUGAGGAACUUGCUCGUCGGCUUGGUAAAGAAAGAUGUUGGAGAGUCAAUUGGCCGAAGAAGAAUGAUACAGAUACUUGCAAAGAUGCAAAUGAGGUUCUAAUGUUUUUAGGUCCACAAGCAUUGAGAAAGGUUAUAGAAGAUGCAGAACUGUAUCCUAUAAGAGGCCUUUUUUCAUUCGAACAGUUCUUCCCAGAGAUUGACAAUUACUUUCUUGGAAUACAUGGUGAUGAGCUUGGUAUUCAUACUGGAUGGAAAUCUAUGGAUGAUCUUUACAAGGUUGUUCCUGGUGAAUUGACUGUUGUUACUGGAGUACCAAAUUCUGGUAAAAGCGAGUGGAUAGAUGCUUUAUUGUGCAAUAUAAACAAACAAUCUGGGUGGAAAUUUGUUCUGUGCUCAAUGGAAAACAAGGUAAAGGAGCAUGCUAGGAAACUCUUAGAGAAGCACAUUCAGAAGCCAUUCUUUAAUGCUAGGUAUGGUGGGUCUGCACAGCGGAUGACUCCUGAUGAAUUUGAAGCAGGAAAACAAUGGUUAAAUAAAACUUUCCAUCUUAUCCGGUGUGAAGAUGAUAGCCUUCCAUCUAUUAAUUGGGUUCUUGACCUUGCGAAAGCUGCAGUUCUAAGACAUGGAGUGCGUGGUCUGGUGAUAGAUCCUUAUAAUGAACUUGACCAUCAGCGCCCCUCAAACCAGACGGAAACAGAAUAUGUCAGCCAGAUUCUGACCAAGAUUAAGCGCUUUGCUCAGCACCAUUCAUGUCAUGUAUGGUUUGUUGCACAUCCUAGACAGCUUCAAAACUGGAAUGGAGGCCCACCAAAUAUAUACGACAUAAGUGGAAGCGCACAUUUUAUAAACAAAUGUGAUAAUGGAAUUGUCAUCCACAGAAACAGGGACCCAAAUGCUGGCCCCCUUGAUACCGUGCAGGUUUGUGUGAGGAAGGUGCGGAAUAAAGUGGUUGGGCAAAUAGGAGAUGCUUUCCUGACAUAUGACCGGGUUACUGGUGAAUUCAAGGAUGCUGGUAAGGCCACUACAGCACCCAGUGCAAAAGCGGCAAAACAGUCACGCAAAGAGGCAUAUAAGAUGCCAUUUCAACAUGCUGCUGAAGACGGUGAGAAUAGUGGUCUGUGACUGCAUAAGAAAGACAUGUUCCUGCUGAUUUGAUGUAUCUGUAUCAUUCAACGAAAGUGAGAUUUCACGAUUGUUUCUGGGGAUGGCCUGCUGGAGCUCAGGCAGUACCUCAUUGAACUGGAUUUGAAACCCCAGGAUUUCACCGAUUCCUGCUGCAAAUGAAGUUGAAAGCUAAACUUGCUCAGAUGCGCACAAGACAUUGGCGGGGUGGUGUAUAGUAGUAAGAUUAAUGUAAAUCAAUUGCCACACCAGGUGCUAAUCUAUGAACAUUUGGGUGGGUUAUAUCAGUAGCUAAACUUUAGCAGCUAAGGUAGUACGAUUAAUCAUGCAGGCUUUCCCAAAAAAUUGUAGCAGUUGGAAGGGUUUUUAUGUUCACCCUUCUCAACGCCUGACCAGGAACCAAUGCCUUUAAUGUGGCCGUAUUUUUUAAAAAAGAUGCCUUUAAUGUGACCCAA